GUCAUGGGAGCCGGGGAUAUGGCGACGGUUGGCAAAUCGGAAGGUGACGGCGCUGCUGAGGAAGCCGCAUCCACGGUUGCAGUUGAAAAAACAUCUAACGAAAGGGCUGCAGAACAAGGGACAGCAGCUGAAGGCGGGGCAGGCGCAAAGGAAGCAGCAGAGGAGGCGGCUGCGGAGAAAGCGGCCGCGGAGAAAGUGGCCGCUGAAAAAGCGGCUGCGGAAAAGGCAGCUGCCCAUAAGGCCGCUGAAGAGAAGGCAGCUGCUGAAAAGGCGGCGGCCGAGAAGGCAGCAAAGGCAGCAGCUGAGCAAGCUGCAGCAGACAAAGCCGCAGCAGAUAAAGUUGCCGCCGAGAGGGCUGCAGCUGAGAAAGCAGCCGCAGAGAAGGCAGCGGCGGAGAAGGCCGCGGCUGACAAAGUACUUGCUCAGAAGCUUGCGCAGGAGCAGGCGCAAAAGACUGCUCAACAGGCUUCCGCGGCGGCACUCGCCGCGGCCAAGGCCCAAGCAGCUGCUGAAGCCGAGUUGCGCAACGGACGCCAG
Symbiodinium necroappetens is the source of this 537-nucleotide messenger RNA. Lineage: Eukaryota; Dinophyceae; Suessiales; Symbiodiniaceae. The record is from the annotation of a GenBank genome assembly.